AUGGAACUCUCCAAGCGCCGCAAGACUGUUACCGCCCCACCGCAGACGAGAUCACAAUCCUGGCAGCUUUCUUCUCCCGGCAUCAGCAGCCUCGACGACAAUCUAAUCUUCGAAAUCCUAACCCGCCUCUCAAACCCCAGAUCCGUCUUACGCUGCAAAUCCGUCUGCAAGCGGUGGAAUUCCCUCAUCUCCACUCCCGACUUCCUCCCAGAUUUCCUCCGCCGCAUAGCAACUCACGGCAGCGAAGACGAAUUCCCCCUCCUCUUUCCGCAAUCCCAGCAGGAAACCAUGGGGUUCCUCCCAAUCCCAGACAAAUACCGCCCUCGGUUCCGCGUGCUGGCAUCCUGCCACGACCUGAUCCUCUGCGGGUUGACGACGCGCGACUAUGUGGAGAAUUGGUUCUACGUCUGCAACCCUUUCACGAAACAAUGGGUCAUCCUUCCGUUGGCCCCCAAUCGAGGCGAAGCGCUCCGCAGCCAGAGGAUCAUGGUGGGCUUCGUCUGCCAGCCGUGCUACAGCUACUGUGGUUUCAAAGACCAGGUACUGAUCGAUUCCCAAUUCAAGUUCAGGGUAGUUAUUUUGUAUGAAAAUGGAGGCGCCGUGUUCUGUUCCGAAUCAGGAAAAUGGGUCGACAGAUUUAACCAUUUCCAGGAAGGGUAUGGGCAUUUUGUAACCUCUGAUAGCCACAUUACCUUGCCUUCCUUCGACGGGAAGGUCUACUGGAAGGACGACGAUUCACGUCAGUUAGUCGGUUUUGAUCCGUUCGACAUAGGUGGAGUAGUGGAAACCAUCGAUUUCUCCGAGUUGUAUUCACAUUCCCCACAAUUGGUAUGCCGAUUCGACAUUGGGGUUUCGAAGGGUUCUCUGCAUAUGAUUGUAGCAGAGCAGCUCGAGGGAGAUGACAGUUCCGUAGAUGGAUUGAGUGUUUGGAGACUGGAAGGUAAGAAGAAUUGGAAGCUGGAGAAUCGAAUGUCUUUGAGAUCAAUACUCGGGAGAUUCAAUUUACAAAAGAAUAACAGGGGAGGAUUGAUGAAUAGUUUGGAGGUAAAAGGGGUAUUGGGUAUGCACCCAUCUAAGCCAGAAAUCGUCUAUUUAGCUUAUGCCAAUUUCGGUGCUUGCUAUGCUGUGUCCUGCAACUUCAAGAGUGAAGAGCUCGAGCUUUGUGGCACUUCGACCUUAGAAUCGAGGUUCUGUUGGAACGUCUUCCAACCGGAGGUCCCUUUCUGGCCUACCCCAGUUCCUGUUCCAACCUAUGAUCGUGUGGUGUUUUCUUAUGUUGAUGGUAGAACUGAUAGCAUUGUGGCUCAUAGCAACGUGGUUGAACCAUCAGAAUUGAAUAGCGGCCCUGGGAGACGGAUGAGCUUUUCUUGGAUGCGUAUGAUCUUCUGGAAAAUGAUUAUGAGAGUGUGA
Messenger RNA from Linum tenue, 1410 nucleotides. Lineage: Eukaryota; Viridiplantae; Streptophyta; Magnoliopsida; Malpighiales; Linaceae. The record is from the annotation of a GenBank genome assembly.